AUGCCUCCCUCCACCUCUGGUUGGAACACUUGCCUGAGCUUUUUUCUAGGAGCUGGCGCCGUGCUGUUCAUCACAUCUUUGCCAAUUAUUUACCACUCGAUUGGAAGUCAACAUCGCAAGAAACAGCAGAAUCAAAUCUUUCCACUACCUGUUAAGCUGCCGUAUUUUGCUCCUGAUAUACCAUAUUCUCUCCCGACACCAGCUGAGAUCCAAGCAGCCCCUCUUCUAGUCAGCCACAACGGAUACAAGGUGGUGAAAGUCAGUGACCAUUUUGUUGUCAAGUUUGGCAGGGCAAGCCAAGUUGACCUCCUGGAAGGGCUGAAUAUGCUUUUUGUCCAACAAGCAACCAAACUUAAGGUCCCACGGGUUUACGCACUUUACAAUGACCCCGAGUCAUCGACAAAUUAUAUCAUUAUGGAAUUCAUCAAAGGCGACACCCUGGAUACUCAGUGGGCACACUUAACCCAUUGCGAGAAAUCUGAGAUUGCCAUGAUACUCAGACAGUACUUUGAUGAACUACGCAGCUUUCCCUCACCAGGGUUCUUUGGGAGUAUUGGGAAAAGCCAUCUUCUGCAUGGUAUUUUCUGGACCUCACAGCCUACGCCUUCCAUCAACGGUCCCUUCAACUCUGAAGCUGCACUGAAUGAGGCUCUGGCUUUGAAAUAUCUUGAGACAGCAGACACCCGUACCACCUUCAAGGCUGACUUCUAUCGUCGAUCAUUAUCGCAUGUUUUCCGCGGCCAUGACCCAAAGUUUACGCAUGCGGACUUCCAGCGCAAGAAUGUUAUAAUUAGACGGCUUCCCGGCAAUGCAAAUACAAAUACCAACCAAUAUGAAGUGACUCUCAUAGACUGGGAAUUAGCUGGAUGGUACCCUAGCUACUGGGAAUACUCCGUGGCAAUGUGUGCAAGCAGAUGGGAUGAUGACUGGGAUGAAUGGGUUGCCAAAAUCUUACAACCUUUCAACGCGGAGUUUCCUUGGUUGAGGAUGUUGUAUCUGGAGUUAUGGUCCUGA
Molecule: messenger RNA, 1014 nt
Organism: Coccidioides immitis RS
Lineage: Eukaryota; Fungi; Ascomycota; Eurotiomycetes; Onygenales; Onygenaceae
Exons: 1
Coding region: 1-1014 (337 amino acids)
Source: RefSeq, a predicted model, not a curated record